This is a messenger RNA of Rotaria sp. Silwood1, 480 nucleotides long. The record is from the annotation of a GenBank genome assembly. Lineage: Eukaryota; Metazoa; Rotifera; Eurotatoria; Philodinida; Philodinidae.
AUGGCUUCAGAAAAAAAUUCAAUAAAAAAGGGUUGCAUUCAUCACACCGGUGGGAAUGAGUCUCAGCUCCAAGAUAAUCUUCGGCGUCAAUCAAGUUCAUCGAACACCAACACGAACAACAAUGUGCCACGAUCCCGUUCACAAUCCACUACAGAUGUUGACACAACUGCUAAUCCAAGCUCGAAUCCGAAUCCAACUCCGAAUCCCGACUAUCUAACAAUCAGCAGUCAUCUGCGUAGUAGUAUAUGCUUUGGUUAUCCAGUGUUACGUGGAAGUCAUACAAAAAUCGUUCACAAUCCUUAUAUUUUCAAACUACAUUUUGAAACGGUGGCUUUAGAACAACAACGAAAUCCACAUUCAUUUCGUCGCAAAAAAGAUUGGCUCGGUCGAUGGACCGAAGCAAACAUCGUUCGUAAUCGUCUUUUGAAAGAAAUGGUUGCUGCUCAAAAGAAGACUUCUGCUUCUGGAGCACCAGCAUAA